Messenger RNA from Pimephales promelas (fathead minnow), 2891 nucleotides. Lineage: Eukaryota; Metazoa; Chordata; Actinopteri; Cypriniformes; Leuciscidae. The record is from RefSeq and is a predicted model, not a curated record.
AAGAACCCAAUCAGCGACUCUUCUCAGUUUGAAUGCGAGCGGUUUGGUAACGUUACUGUUCAUUGUUUUUGUAAUAGAAUACUUUUUUGAUUUUUUAAUUAACGUUAUAGGGUUAUUAAGUAGUCUCGAGAAGGGAUCUGCAUGUCGAUAUCUUAUCGAGUAAAGAUCCAAGAUGAACACAAGAGUAAAAAAUGGGCCGGUGUUUAUCAAGACAUACAGUAAACGAAUGCGUAAGGUGGAGCCUUGGUUCUCCCCUGACCUGAAGAAAGCAGCUUUCUCUUUUUCAAGCUCUCUUUCAUCAGAUCAGUCCAUACCAGAGAUGACACAACCCAAGAAACGGAAAAAAAGAGAAACCGCCUCUCGCCCUGCUAAAAGCAAAGACAUGACUGCCAUAAAGGAGAACAUGAGUGAUGAGGAAAACUACUCACCAACCUCAGCAUUCAGAAAGAAGACAAAUGCUAAACCAGUAAGGACUACAGCUGUGAGAAAGACUCAAACAAAAAAGAAGGCUAAAAUAUAUGAGCGAUUAAUGCUCAGCAAUAGCAGUGAAAAUGAUGAGUCCUUUACGACGAAGAAAGGCCAUGCAGAAACAUCUGCUGAUAAAUGUGCUGGUUCCAAGAAAGUGUUAGACCCUCCCCAUUUGAGCAGGUUUGUCACUCACCGCAAAAGACCAGCACCACCCAUGCGAACAAAGCAAAUUUCUGUUGCCGUUCACCGUACACUAAAUUCUUCCGAUGAUUUCCUCCCUGUGUUCUCCCAAAACAAGCAGUUCUACAAGAAACAACAUGACUCAGAUAAUCAUGCUGCUAACAAGACCCGCAAACGCGCACAGAACCGUGCGGCUCUGGCUGAGGUCUCGUUCAAUGAUAGUGAUGACCAGCAGCUUCCAAGUAAACGUCCCCUGCUGGCCAGCACUCCAUCAGUGGUCUGCAGAAAGCUCAGGAACUUACCAGAGCCCUCCAUCAGUGAGAUAUCCUCCCUUAGCUUUGAUGAACUUCACCAAGAAGCUGGGUGUGGAGAGGCGGAUCAGAGAAAAGGAGGAUCUGAAGUAGAGGCCACGUCUGCACAGGCAACCAGAGCUUUUGGAUGCGUGUUAACACCGCCACACCUAGAAUCCUUAGUAGAGGACCUAAAAGAGAGAUGUCGCACAGUGGAUGUAGACUUAGCGCUCAAAAGAAUAGAUGUCACAGACCAUCUGUCGUCGCAAAGCUGCAGCAGGAAACAGGAAGAGAAGAUUACCUCAAAUCCUCCAUGUUUGGAGUCCUCCAAAGCAAAUAAACAGAACAGCCAAAACUAUGUAACUGCUUCAUCCAACUGCUCCUCCCUAUCCAAACCGUCCCUCUAUAUCUCCUCUAAGUCUUUUAACACUUCUUCUUCAACUGAAGCAAUUGGCUCAAAUAUGUCCCUUAUUGAACGUCUUAAAGCUGAAUGUCUGUUAUCUUCCCUCACUGUCUGCAUUCCCCGUCUUGACUUGGUUGCAUAUCCUUUUGUCCACCAGGGGGCAACAAAAGCUCCCUGCACUGACUCGCCAUACAUGCUCCCCAUCAGUCGCAGGGAAACUGUCACCUCUCUAUCUUUUAAGGGGACAGGGAAUGAUAUCCCAAACAGUCCAAUACAUCACAGGUCUCCCAGUAAUGCUGAAGUGGUUGUUCGACGCUUAUCUGCAUCGUUCCAACCACCUCCAGUCUCUCCACCUGCCGCUGCAUGUCAUAGCAAAAGACGACCGCCUGCUGUGCCUAAAGAACGCACAGGUGCUGGUACUGGGACUGGUCGUAAAGUUUGUGUGAGUGGACUGAAUGUCAGCCGCUGGUCAAAAAGGGGUACUGGAGAGUUCAAUGAAAAACGGAAGAAAAAGGAAGGACGAACAAAGGCUGUGUCAGGAGACUACAGUUCUGGGUGCAGCAUGUUAUCUGCUGGAGCAGACACCUUUUCAGCGGAAACAACAUGUGGCUGGCUGCAGGGCACCAGUGGGAUUGUUCUGGCUGUGACGCCUCUCAGAGUGUCACAAAUGAAUCUCUCCUCCAUCCUGGCCAACUUCACUCCAGACACACUCACGACACACUCCUGGGGCCGACUAAAGGCAGCACUGUCUCUACAUAAGAAGAAAACUGCAAUUCCGACCCCACGGCGCUUGGGACAGUAUCAUCUGAAGUCCCCAGGAUGUGGCUUUACAGCUGACACCACCAGUGUAGACAUGUUUGCUUCCCCUCUGUUCACACCAUCCAGAGUCACACCUUCACGCAUGCUCCGGUCCACCAUGAACACCCCCAUGACUUCAUAUGAUGACAUCAGCGAUGCAGAUAAAGUCUAUCAGGAAUGUCAACAGAAUGGCCCAAUAUCCUUUAGCGACUGUAUCCCUCCGGCUCGCAUGAAACACUGUAACAAGAUUGGCGAAGGGACAUUUGGAGAGGUCUUCUCAACUAUAAAUGAUUCCAAUGAGACCGUUGCUCUCAAAAUCAUCCCUGUAGAAGGCAGUCAGCAGGUCAAUGGGGAACACCAGAAAACAUUUUGUGAAAUCCUUCAUGAAAUAAUCAUUUCCAAAGAGCUGAGCAGCCUUAACAUAAAGGAGAUUAACAAAACAGACGGUUUCAUUGGGCUGAACAAUUUACAUUGUGUCCGUGGAUGUUAUCCCGAAGCUCUGCUCAAAGCCUGGGAUGAGUUUGACUGUCAGAAGGGAUCAGAGAAUGACAGACCUGAUUUCUUUGACGAUGAGCAACUGUUUUUAAUUUUGGAGUUUGAGUUUGGAGGGAGUGAUCUAGAGAACAUUAAUGGAAAGUUAACCUCCAUUGCCCAGGCCAAAAGUGUUCUUCACCAAGUCACCGCAGCUUUGGCAGUAGCUGAGCAAGCCCUGUGCUUUGAACACAGAGAUCUUCAUUGGGGGAACAUCCUUG